CGUUCCUGCCAACGCCCAACCUGCGCUACCUGGACUUGGGCUCCAAUCCGCUGUGCGGCGUGGAGCCGGCGCUGCUGCGGCCAGUGCCGCUCCUCGACGAGCUGCACCUGCGCGGCGUCCGCCUGGACGACGUCGCCUUCCUUUCCCGGCUCAACCUGAGCCUCCUGCGGGUGCUACGCGUGAGCAACAACCGCGUCGGCGAGGUGUCCGCCGCCGAGCUCGGGGCGCUGCCGCCGAGCUCGGGGUGCUGCCGCGCCUGCAGUUACUCGACGUCGUGGGCAACCCCCUCUCCUGCGGCUGUGACAACGCGUGGUUGAGCGACUUCCUGCUAAACUCGAGCCGCGUGCAAGCGCCGGGGCUGUGCCGCGACUGCUCCCGGGCCGCUGCUCUUUGCCUGCUGCUCGUGCGCCGUCGCCCUCGUCAUGCUCACCGCCACCGUCUUCAGGUUCUGGCGCUGGCACCUGCUCUACGGAUACCACCUGCUCUACGGGUACCACCUGCUCGCCGCUUGGCUCGGGGAGCGCGGGAGGCCUGCGCGGCAGCCCGGCCCGAUACGUUACGACGCGUUCAUGUCCUACAACAGCGACGACGAAGAGUGGGUCACGCGCCAGCUGCUACCGCAGCUCGAGGGCACCGGCAUGCGCCUCUGUCUGCACCACCGCGACUUCGUGCCGGGCAAGGACAUCGUGGACAACAUCAUGGACGGCAUCUACGCGAGCCGGCGCACGCUGUGCGUCGUGAUGCGGAGCUACCUGCGCAGCGAGUGGUACUCCAAGGAGCUGCAGGUGGUGGCGUUCCGUCUCGAGGAGAACCAGGACGUCCUCGUGCUCCUCUUCCUCGAGCACAUCCCUCACAACGAGCUGUCCGCCUACUUCCGCAUGCGCCGCACCACCCGCUCGCGCACCUACAUCACCUGGCCCGGCGCCCGGGAAGACUCGUUCGCCCGGCGGGGCCGGCGGGGCCGCACGGUGGCCCCCGCGGGGUCGGAGGGCGCCUGCAAGCUCUUCUGGCACCGCGUGGUCGGCGCGCUAGGGCCCGGGGGGCGCGGGGACGAGGGGUGCGGGGUCGCAGAGGAAGGGGGUCCGCUGGGAGCCCCGCUGGUGCACGCCUGCUGACCCGCUCGCCGUGGCGAUGGUGACAAUGGUUGAAGGUGGCGUUGGUCGCAAUGAUGGUGAUGCCUGCUCAAGGCAACCGAACAAAUGUCCAAGUUUGGUCGGCGGGUUCGUAAUGGCAGUGUCCCGUAUCCACCCGCAUGCCUUCUCCCCACCGCCUGUUGCUUUUGUGAGAAUGUGGAGUUUAGCGCUGGGUGUAACAUCUUGUGGGUUCGUCCUCAACUCUUUACAUAGGCAGUGCUACCGGAGCAGUGGGUGAGGCUGAUGUUAAGACAUGGCAAAUGGAGCGCUAGCUGAACGGGGCUAGUGGCUGGGUGGGCGUGACGAUGUAAAAAGUGGGUGUGGCUAUGCAAAUGCGUCUGAGCAGGGGGGGGGGCACUGAGUGGGUGGUGCUGGUGAUUGAUCGUUAACGCCAGGGUGCAUCGGUGUUAAGAAAUCGAGUGCUUUGACAUUUGGGGAAUGUUCGUGGUACUUUACGUUUAUUGUUGUUGUGGUUCAUGUCCAUUAAUAAAAACACGUUGUCUGACCCC
Messenger RNA from Petromyzon marinus (sea lamprey), 1642 nucleotides. The record is from RefSeq and is a predicted model, not a curated record. NCBI's taxonomy places the organism in Eukaryota, Metazoa, Chordata, Hyperoartia, Petromyzontiformes, Petromyzontidae.